ACGUGGUGCUUUGGCGUUCCAUUGCUCCUCAGUACCUAACAGGCUAAAGGUACAUUUGACAGUGGCCAUCCCCCCUCCAUCUUAUCACCCCUCCCAAUACCAUUAGUAAUCACACCCACUAAACUGUCAGUGUUCGGCGGGUGUUAAUGAAAUAAAAAUUCGUUGCACGGGGUAAUCAGCUCACGAGAAUACUAGCCAACCGGUUAAACACGUGUCAAUUCCCAAAAUGCGGGAGAUUAAUGUGAAAAAGCCGGACAGCGAUUGCAUCGCGUGUCACAAGCACUGCAUGAAGUUGGCAUUAACGCUUGUGUUGUGGUUGUCCCGGGGCACAAUGACAUCGCCACUGAAUUACCGAACUGCUAAUUAGAGCAAUCACGUCGACCGAAUCGAAUAAACAUAUUGCGAUGGUUAAUCAUGACGUGAACGCGAGGUGAUUGUGGCUCAUAGCAGUGCCAUUUCGUUCGUGAGGGUAAACACACGAUCAAUUUCCACGGUGUCAAUUACAUCGGAGCGCAACAAUGGAUGAUCCUGAAAAGUAUGAGAGUCAUCUGUACAGCCGUCCUGGCUUUAGCAUUCGCAGGCUUGGAGACUUGGUGCCAGCACGAGUAGUACUCUACAUGCUGUCAUUCUCCGGAUUUCUCGUCUCCUUCAUGAUGAGAAUGGACAUUAACUUAGCAAUGGUAGAAAUGGCUAAAAUGCAGAAUUCCGAUAAGAAAAAUAGCAGUAAAACAGAGGCUUACUGCUUCGACGCCAGUGCCAAUGUUACCAGCAGUCAAGGGACCCGAGAAGGCUCUGGUGAGUUUGAUUGGAGUCCCACAGUGCAAUCAGCCAUAAUUGGCAGUUUCUACUGGUGUUAUAUACUAUCCCAAGUUGUUGGUGGUGUGCUGACACAGUAUUUUGGUACAAAGACUGUUUUUGGAGGUUCACAGCUCCUCACUGCUAUUUGCAGCCUUCUCAUACCCACUGCUGCUGACAUUCAUUAUUCUGCUAUGAUUGCGUUGAGAAGUAUUCAAGGAAUUGCGAGUGGCUUGACUUGGCCAGCAAUGUACGCAAUAGUGGGUCACUGGAUUCCCCCCGUGGAACGUUCACGUUUCAUGUCUUCCUUCCAAGGGUUCAGUUUUGGAAUCGGCCUUACGUAUCCACUCUGCGGAUUUAUUAUCGCCCAUUAUGGAUGGAGAGUCGUCUUCUAUACAACUGGCACUGUCGGGGUAUCCUGGUGCUUCUUUUGGUACUUCUUUGCCUUUGAUACACCAGCUACGCAUCCAAGGAUAACGCAGCAUGAACUGAGGUACAUUCAAGGAAGUGUUGGAAACCAAGUCAGCGAGGGAAUGAAAACUCCGUGGAAGUCUAUGCUACUCUCGAUGCCUGCAUGGGCCAUUGGAAUCACGACUUUUGGAAGGAUAUGGGUCCAUUACGUGUUUAUCAUUCCCGGACCAAUGUACAUGAAAACCGUUCUUGGGUUUGACAUUCAAACUAAUGGUGUACUUUCUGGUGUCCCAUUUAUAUGCAGUUACCUAAGCUCAGUCGUGUUCUGCUACGUAGCAGAUGUUCUCGUAACACGACAGAUGAUGACACUGACCAACGUUCGAAAAUUGUUCACAGCAAUUUCUCAAGUAAUUCCAGGGAUUCUUGUUCUACUGAUUGGAUAUCUAGGUUGUAACGUUAUCCUCUCCCUAAUUAUUUGGUUCAUAGCUGUGACAUUAAUCACAGCAGCAUACGCUGGAGCAAUGGCGAGCAUUGUGGAUAUUGCACCGAAUUUUGCUGGGCCUGUCUUAGCCUUUGCUCAGACAAUUCACAUGACAGCUUCAUUCCUAUCACCAAUUGCAGCUGGUGUUAUAACCCAAGAUGGGCAAACUCUGACAGCCUGGAGACAAGUCUUCGGUUUAACAAGUUGUAUAGCCUGUGGGACCUACGUAAUAUUCCAAAUAUUCGGGACAGCUGACAUACAACCAUGGAACUAUCCAGAUCAGAAAAUUCCACAGCCGAUGAGCGACGAUGACGAGCCACUCAAUGAAAAUUUCCACAAAAAUGGGAAAAUCAUUUCUAGGCAGUCCAGUCUCUCUGAACCAUCGUAGUUAAUUCACAUUUUACAGUAUAUUUAUAACUAUAAAAAAUACUAGGGACAUUCUUAAGAACUAGCAGAAGCCUGUAAGUGAACACAUGACACAAAUUCACAGAUGAUUUUUUCUCAUUGAAUCAAGAAUACUAUUACUAAAAUCAGAAAGUUAUUUGCCUUCAGGAGGAAAAGGAAAUUUCUUUCUUUACUAUUACGAUCAUUUGAAAUAGAAAUAAUUAUUAUUUUUAGUUGAAUAAAGCUGUCUCGGAGGAAAACAAGGACAAGAGCCUAUAAAAUGCCUUGUCAUGAAUCAAAAACACUGCUCCGAAAUCUUGCAAAUUAUUUCCUCUACUAAAGGCGCAAUUUUAAUAAUAUCUAAAUUGAAGGAAAAAUUGCCUGCUUUGAUUUCAGAAUACUUUCCAAUAGGAAAAGAGAUUGUUAAUAGAGAAAAGUCUAUGAAUUAAAAAAUCGAGUUAAUAUAGAAUUCCUAAAUGAAACGAAUUCUGGUAAAAAAAUAAUACGCAAAAUGUAUUGAGACUUAAUUCAAAUUAUUUUUGGGGAUUCUCAGGUUCAUGGAAUACUCGAAUACUUAAAAUUUCAUUGUGUGAAUUUCACUGAGUACAAUGAGCACAAGUAUAGAUAAAUCAGUCAGGUACUUAUAUGGAAUGUCCUGUCUGCCAAUCUCUGUAAUUUCUGUGAUCAGAAUUUGUAUGAAAAAGUUAAUUACUGAUUAAAGAUGAAAACCAAGUGAAUUUCACGUAAUAACAUAAAAAUGAAUAACAUAUUCAACAUUACUUAUUAGUUAAUAGAUUGAAUAAAAAAAAUAGCAAGUGUGAGUAAGUUUUCAUCAAACUUUUUAUCUCAAUGUCAAAAUAUACUUAAGUUUUCUCACUUUAAAAAUUUUUGUAUAGCUAAUUACUAUUCUUUAUUCGUCACAAUGUGACGGUGAUUGUGUUUAAACGUCGAUAAACUGAUGAAAUAAAUGUAACAUGACAAGAUUUUAAAACAUGUAGCACAUUCAAGAUGAAGUACUAAUCUUAUCAGUGCCUUGCAUUAGCAUCUACGAACAAACUUCACUCAUCUUGCAUCGAAUAAAUGACAUGUUCUCAUUUUCAUAAAUCUUUUUUCAAUGAUCAAAUGAAAUGAAAGUCGACGAUUUGGUGAUGGGUAUACCAAUGGAAUAAUUGCUCGAAUUAUGCCUGCAUUGAAGUCGUGAAACUCAAAAUUACACAUGAAACUGAAUUUAUUGCCCUUAAUUUUGAUUAUGGAAUUAAAUCAUUGAUAUGUCAAUAAUGUUUAAUUUUUAUUCACAGAGAUAACUCAUUAAAUUGUUGAUGAGAUGUUCCAUUAGUUGUUUCACAACUUCAGUCCAGAUGUAUCUAAAAAUAAUGUUCAAUCUCUGUGGUUUAAUCUUAAUCUCCUCAAAAUUAAUGUUGUAAAUCUGUUAAUCAUCAGGAUUCAUCAGAGUAUUGUUAAAUUUAUGUUUUACUGAAAGAAAAUAGUUAAGAGAAAUAUGUACCUUAAUCGUAUACUCGAGUAUGAUUGUAUAUUGUAAAAUUCUCGAGAAAGACCUGUCAGUACUACUUAAUAAUAUCGAAAAAAAUAUAUAAUUUUCCUACAAAAA
Diachasmimorpha longicaudata is the source of this 3680-nucleotide messenger RNA. RefSeq names its product sialin (gene MFS17). Gene Ontology annotation, biological process: transmembrane transport; monoatomic anion transport. Lineage: Eukaryota; Metazoa; Arthropoda; Insecta; Hymenoptera; Braconidae. The record is from RefSeq and is a predicted model, not a curated record. The transcript has 12 exons. The coding region runs from base 519 to 2075 and encodes 518 amino acids. Gene Ontology annotation, molecular function: transmembrane transporter activity. Gene Ontology annotation, cellular component: membrane.